Messenger RNA from Homarus americanus (American lobster), 696 nucleotides. RefSeq names its product UPF0746 protein DDB_G0281095-like. Lineage: Eukaryota; Metazoa; Arthropoda; Malacostraca; Decapoda; Nephropidae. The record is from RefSeq and is a predicted model, not a curated record. The coding region runs from base 1 to 696 and encodes 231 amino acids. The transcript is spliced from 4 exons.
AUGCCAAGUGUGGAGAUAUUUACAGGUGUGGAGGCCAUGAUAGGUGUGAAAGCAUACAACGUGGGAGCAACAUCUGGGCUACGACAGGUACGACGACUUGACCCUGGGUACGACGACUUGACCCUUGAGUACGACGACUUGACCCUGGGCACACGACUUCACCCGCCAGGCGACGACUUCACCUUAGUACGACGACUUCACCCACUGAAUGAAGCCACAAUACUCGUGGGACUUAACUCAUGUGUGACCAAGAGCCACUUAUGGAACAAGAGAGACAGGAACAAGAGACAGGAACAAGACAGACAGAAACAAGAGAGACAGGAACAGGAGAGACAGGAACAAGGGAGACAGCAACAAGACAGACAGAAACAAGAGAGACAGGAACAAGGGAGACAGGAACAAGAGAGACAGGAACAAGACAGACAGGAACAAGAGAGACAGGAACAAGACAGACAGAAACAAGAGAGACAGGAACAAGACAGACAGAAACAAGAGAGACAGGAACAAGACAGACAGAAACAAGAGAGAGAACAAGACAGACAGAAACAAGAGAGACAGGAACAAGACAGACAGGAACAAGAGAGACAGGAACAAGAGAGACAGGAACAAGACAGACAGGAACAAGAGAGACAGGAACAAGACAGACAGAAACAAGAGAUCAAAGGACAGACGGGACACAGUAGCCCUCAGCCUUAG